Messenger RNA from Neoarthrinium moseri, 1323 nucleotides. RefSeq lists its product as uncharacterized. NCBI's taxonomy places the organism in Eukaryota, Fungi, Ascomycota, Sordariomycetes, Amphisphaeriales, Apiosporaceae. Bases 1 to 1323 code for a protein of 440 amino acids. The record is from RefSeq and is a predicted model, not a curated record. The transcript has 3 exons.
AUGGGGGCAAAGGGCGAUGUUUUUGAUCUGUCGCUCCACGGGAGCGAUCAGAAUCUGUCCGAGCCUGGGUCACAGUCUGUCCUAACGAGCGGUGUUCCACGGAAGCGUCAGCGGCAGUCUGUACGAGACAUUGUCUAUGAAGUUGUGCUGCCGCCGGUCAGUGCAAAGCGGCUUAAAAAGCUGCAGAGCAGUCUCGAGGCUGCCGCCAACAAAGUUGCUUUCACGCAAGGCAUCUUCGACCUGUUCGACCGGCUCAGAGCAUGUCAAGGCAAUGAAGUCUCCACAACUCUCGAGGCAAGAUCCCCUUCGGACGACGCUGAGGUGCUCGAUGAUAUUGAAAUCAACCAUGGUGGGCCGGAGAUUUGGAGAUUUCGAAAUUUCUGGAAAUUUCUGAUGGUCGAUGAAGGCACGUUAUCUUUGGGAGUGUUACCCCAGGUUGGAUAUGUAUCCAAGCUCGAUUUCAGGUGGCUAUCGGAGAACGGCAGGUCUCUGCACCCGAAAACUGCAGAAAUAAUCGUCGCUGCGUUACCCAAAGCUCAAGAUAUGACAUGGGGGUUUUUGAUGCCUGGGCGCCGUUUGUUAAGCUUGCGCAAGGAAUUCAGGUCCGCGCUGGCCCAGCUGUUGUCAAAGACCCGGUUUCCAUCUGUGGAAAUCUUGAAGAUCCAUUUAGAGGAUGGCAACCUAUGCAAAGACAACUUCGAGCUUGAAUCAUACUGCGAGAAAGAAGAAGAGGAUGAUAUGAGUGGAUGUUGGAUUCUCUCUCCUAUUGCCUUUCUCGACGCCACCGAGACUGGAGUAGAGACUAUCAGUUCGACCAUGACCGAACUCCAUCUCGAACUCUCAGUAACUACACCCAGCGGUGAAUGGAUCAACACUGGAGAUCAUCCAAGAGAUGGAGAUGACGACAUUGAGGACUCGGACUCAGAUGUCUCGCAUGCAUCUUUCAACUCGGCGCACUCCGACCAUUCCGAUUUCGUGCCAAAGAAUGAGUGGCUGAGGGCAGACGGAAAGUUGCCGCAGAAUUGCUUCCGCGAUACGCCCGAUCCGUCAACCUUUGGCCCUUUGGUCCUCUCGCUUGUUCGUAUGGUCCCAAAGCUGCCAACCCUGAAGAAGCUUUCCUUCGAUCUGGGUGCCGGCGGAGGCGCGAUUGGGCAGUUGACCGUAACAAUUUGUGCUCCCAGAACGCCCAGUCGCCGCUCUGCCAGGCGGCCUCACCUCUCCCUCCCCAAGAAGAUUUCGGCGAGAGGAAUUUGCAGCGUCCAGGGUGGUAUGUCCUUGGGCUUGUCGACUUCAACCGUGAUUGGAGGAUGGGUGACGAGCUAA